Asparagus officinalis (garden asparagus) is the source of this 1427-nucleotide messenger RNA. RefSeq lists its product as uncharacterized. The transcript is spliced from 7 exons. Bases 49 to 1098 code for a protein of 349 amino acids. The record is from RefSeq and is a predicted model, not a curated record. Lineage: Eukaryota; Viridiplantae; Streptophyta; Magnoliopsida; Asparagales; Asparagaceae.
AAGAAAAAGAAAAAAAAUUCCGAUUUAAGACAAUACGAUAAAAAAAAAAUGACUUCCGCAGUCUCUCCAAAUCCCCUCUCAUUUUUCCCGCCAAAAAGACUCAAACCCUUGAACAAGCCCAUCUUCGCCUCUUCGACGCAGGGAUCAUCGCCGACGGACGAUGAGCCCGGGCCCACAUCGGACCUAACGAAGCUGGCCCUAGCCAAGGCCGAGGCUUACAAGAAAGCCAAGAGCUCUGCUCCGGUUCCGGUCACCGACGGUGACGAUAAGGGAAAUGACGAUCCUGUUAAGUUCGCCAUGGAGAGAGCUAAAGAGUAUAAGAAGAGCAAAGGGCAAAUUAAAAAUUCUGAGGAUAUGAAGGUAACAAAGGAGAGCUUACUAACCAACAAGGUUAAAAAGAAAGGAGAGCCAAACCUUUCGAGCAUUGAUUUUGUGGGGUUUGAGUUCUCUGAGAAGAAGAGAUAUAGAGGGUUGCCCCCAGGAUUGGCUCCCCCUACCGAACCUCUUUUGGAUGGACAACUUCCUGAGGUAGAGCUUAUUGUGGGGGAUGCCAGCAAGUUGGAGGUUACAACACCAGAACAGAAGAAUUCAGAGUUGGAUUCUGAUAACAUAGAUGAAUACAAGCCAAAGGUCUCUACAUGGGGAGUCUUUCCAAGGCCAAGCAACAUUUCUAAGACGUUUGGUGGUGGACGAACCAUUCAACCUGGUGAAGUACUUGAAACAGUUGAAGAUAAAACAGCUAAACAAAAGCGUACUAGAGAAUUAAUUGCAGCAUACAAAAGAAAGAUGGGCCUGAGCAUCGAUGCCAAAACAAAAGCUGAAUGUGAGAAGGCACUGAAAGAAGGUGAUAACUUGAUGGAUCUUGGAGAACUGCGAGAAGCACUUCCCUAUUAUGAGAAAGUGAUGAAGAGUGUAGUUUUUCAGAGUGAGCUACAUGGGUUGGCUGCUCUGCAGUGGUCAAUUUGCCAAGAUUCACUUAGAAGGUCAAGUGAGGCACGAGCAAUGUAUGAGAAGCUCCAAUCUCACCCAAAUGUCCAAGUGAGCAAAAAAGCAAGACAGUUUGUGUUUAGUUUUCAGCUGGCGACACCGAUGAACUGAUGGAAACCAAACGAUCAAGAAUGCAAGCGGUUUCCCCUGCGUAAUCUUCUUGCCUUUGGAAACUAGCUUAAAUGUCGAGGCUUGAGAUCUCUCACAAUUAUACGAUUGCAGAUCAAUUCAUUGAAGACUAUGUAUUCCGGCAGCUAUUUGAACGUGGAGAAACUCGCUAGAUUUUACUUUUCCAUCUUUGUUUAUAGUUUCAAGUAUUGAAGCCCUUGGUUAUGUCGUUCUACUGAGAGGAGAUUGAAUGUUGACUCUAAUAUGAACUUAUCAUGUAAUUUUUAUAAUAUUUCAGCAAUAAAAGGAUGCUCAAUAACUAAAGUUUCUUA